AUGCUAUCUUGUGUUGUCGCCUCUUCAGGAAUCCUAUCAGUUGCGACAACUACUGCUGUUGGGCGUUGUCUUCAUCCUUGCGGAAUCCCCAGAAGAAUCAGUGGGUUUCCGGUCAGCCUGCAGAAUAUCAGAUUGUUGUUUGUGACAAUGACGUCAAGUGGGCAGCAGCAGUUUCCGCCGCAGAAGCAGGAGAGCCAGCCGGGGAAGGAGCAUAUCAUGGACCCUACCCCUCAAGUUACCCACCCCCACUACAAGCCCUCUAACAAGCUCCAAGGGAAGGUGGCGCUUGUGACCGGCGGCGACUCCGGCAUAGGGCGGGCGGUGUGCCACUACUUCGCGCUGGAGGGCGCAACCGUGGCCUUCACCUACUUGAAGUCCCACGAGGACAAAGACGCGCAGCACACCCUCUAUAUGCUAAGAGAAGCAAAGGGCAGCGACGCCAAGGACCCCAUGGCAGUACCCACAGACUUGGGAUUCGACGACAACUGCAAGCAAGUCGUGGAGCAGGUGGCCAACGCCUAUGGCCGAAUCGACAUUCUCGUCAACAACGCUGCCGAGCAGUACAAGGCCAUAUCUGUCGAGGAGAUUGACGAGGAGCGGCUCUCGAGAGUCUUCAGGACCAACAUCUUCUCUUACUUCUUCAUGUGCAGGCGUGCUUUGGAACACAUGAAGGAAGGAGCGUGCGUCAUAAACACGACCUCAGUGACGGCAUACAAGGGCAAUCCGGAGCUGCUGGACUACACAGCCACGAAAGGGGCAAUUGUGGCCUUCACCAGAGGGCUUGCUCUUCAGCUAGUCGGCCGUGGAAUCCGCGUCAAUGGCGUCGCCCCCGGUCCGGUCUGGACGCCGCUGAUCCCGGCGUCCUUCGACAAGGAAGAGACGGCGAAAUUCGGGUCCGAGGUGCCCAUGAAGCGGGCGGGCCAGCCGGCUGAGAUUGGCCCUUCCUAUGUUUUCCUUGCUUCCAAUGCAGACUCUUCCUACAUCACUGGCCAGGUCCUCCACCCCAAUGGGGGAACAAUCGUCAAUGGCUGAACGGUUUGGGCAGAGAAUGUGCAUGAAAUAUGAAGCUCCAUCGUUACGUUACCAACAGUUCGUUAUGUUUGUUAUAAUAACUGCUACUAGUAAGCUGUGUGUUCAUUGAGAUCAAAGUCGUUGAAUAUAUACAUACAUGAAAAAUGUUACUUUGUCCGAAUGAGGAUGGCUGAGAGAUGAUCGAAGGUGCUAAGAGACAAAAAUGUCCUUAUCCAAUUUGCAAAUUCAUCAUCCUUGCCCUUAGUCAC
Messenger RNA from Diospyros lotus (date-plum), 1280 nucleotides. RefSeq names its product glucose and ribitol dehydrogenase-like. The record is from RefSeq and is a predicted model, not a curated record. The transcript has 4 exons. Gene Ontology annotation, molecular function: oxidoreductase activity. The coding region runs from base 1 to 1032 and encodes 343 amino acids. Lineage: Eukaryota; Viridiplantae; Streptophyta; Magnoliopsida; Ericales; Ebenaceae.